AUUCAGGAGACAGGUUCUCUGACGUCAUAUUCAGGCUCCAGGUUUCUGAUUUCUCGGGUCAGGUCUGAGGGUCUUUGGAGGACAGGUAUCAUGGCCCUGAGGGUGAUCCGGAUCGUCCUCCCAGCGGGAGCGACUGCUUUCAAAGCGGGGAACAUUACACAGAAGGCAGGACUUCACACCAGCUCAGUGAGGAGCCUGCGGUACGGCUGGUGGGCGUACGCUCUGGGAGAGAGGACGACGCCGCGGUUCACCCAGAACAGUAAAAUCAUCUCUGUGGAUGGAAACCUGGGAUCAGGGAAAGGAGCUCUGGCUCAGCAGCUGGCUGACAAGCUGGGGAUGCUCUACAUGCCCGAGCCCGACACUUUCUACAUGGACAAGAUGACUGGAGAGACGGAGCCGCUCCCCGUGGAGUAUAACGGGAUGUGCAGCCUGGAGAAGUUCUACACGGACCCCAAAGCAGCAGAUGGAAACAGCUACAGGCUGCAGAGCUGGAUGUACAUCAUGAGGCUGCUGCAGUACUCUGACGCCCUGGAGCACCUGCUCACCACAGGCCAAGGAGUGAUCCUGGAGCGCUCUCCCUUCAGUGACAUGGUGUUCAUGGAGGCCAUGUUCAAAGAGGGGUACAUCAGGAAGGAGUGUGUGCAGCACUAUAACGAGAUCAAAGGCAUCAGCAUCUGUGAGUUCCUGCCUCCUCACCUCGCCAUCUACAUCGACCUGCCGGCCGAGGAGGUGCAGAAGAAGCUGAAGCAGAGCGGGAAGCCUUACCUGCAGAACGUCCCUCUGUCGUACCUGAAGGCCAUCGAGGACUCCUACAAGAAGUCUUUCCUGCCCCAGAUCAGUGAGUCAUCAGAGGUCCUGGCGUACGACGCAACACAAGCUCAGGACGUUGAGAGGGUGGCGGAGGACAUCGAGUAUUUAAAGUUUGAGAAAGGACCCUGGCUGGAGCAGGACGACGUGACGUACCACCACAUGAGGAUGCUUGUGGAGGACAAGCAGAGGGUGGCCACCCUGACCCACAUACCCAGGUUCCUCCCAGAGAUUACCAUCGGGGCCCACGAGUACGACGAGAAGUACUUCGCCUACAGAGCGCUCCCAGGGAAGAGGUAUGCUUCUGGUUAUAACGACGACGUUGGAGACAAACACAUCUGGCUGAAGUGAGUCCUCAGCCGUCCCCACAGGCUGACCUCUGACCUCUGGUCCACGGUUGAUCCAGUCUCCUGCUGUACAUCCUGAAUAUUAUAUAUGUGUUAAAUAAAGAGUAAACUUUGA
Notolabrus celidotus (New Zealand spotty) is the source of this 1269-nucleotide messenger RNA. It is a transcript of the gene ndufa10, whose product is annotated as NADH:ubiquinone oxidoreductase subunit A10. Lineage: Eukaryota; Metazoa; Chordata; Actinopteri; Labriformes; Labridae. Bases 91 to 1158 code for a protein of 355 amino acids. Gene Ontology annotation, biological process: mitochondrial electron transport, NADH to ubiquinone. The transcript has 10 exons. Gene Ontology annotation, cellular component: cytoplasm. The record is from RefSeq and is a predicted model, not a curated record.